UCCAGAAACAGAAUUUUGAACUCUAUCCCCUGAAUUCGUAAGCAUUACAUAUAAACUUCCCUUAAUUCGUAAGCAUUACAAUGGCUGCCAUGCAUAUUUCCCCCUUCCUUCCACUUCCCUCCAGAUUCUGUUCCUUCACCCGCUGCUUCUUCAACUUCCAUUCAACUCUAUCCAUUUCUCCCCGUCUUUCCCUUUUAACUCUUCGAUCUUCUUCUGCUCCCCCCAUGGAAACUAGCACUAAUGUUCAACCAUCGGACUCUGUUAUGAUUGAUAACGAUAACGAAGACAAUAAGAUUAAGAAUAUCUUAGCUUGUUCCAUAUGUCAUGGCCCAUUGACAGCAGCAGCUGGUUCGGGCCUUCCAGUGGAGUCCACCAAUGGAUAUCAAUUGGAAUGUGGCACAUGUAAAAAGUCUUUCACUGGCAGUGAAUCUCAUUUGGACUUGACGAUAACCGGUGGAACUGACAGUGGUGAAUCCAUGCCUGCUGCCACUGAGAUUUUUAGGACUAGAUUGGUGUCUUUUCUUUAUGAGAGGGGCUGGCGUCAAAGUUUUUCAGUAUUGCUUGGUUUUCCUGGCCCAGAAAAGGAGUUCGAGUUGAUAAAGAAUUUCAUAACACCAGUCUUAGGUGGAAGCAUAAUUGAUGCAAGUUGUGGAAGUGGAAUGUUUUCAAGAAUCUUUGCCAAGAGUGGGUUAUUUUCCUCUGUCGUUGCUUUGGAUUACUCAGAGAACAUGUUGAGGCAGUGCUAUGAAUUCAUCAAACAAGAGGAAAACUUCCCCAACGAGCGCUUGGUUCUGAUCAGAGCUGAUAUUGCUCGACUUCCAUUUGCUUCAAGUUCUGUUGAUGCAGUGCAUGCUGGUGCUGCUUUACACUGCUGGCCUUCACCAUCAGCUGCAGUGGCUGAAAUAAGUAGAAUUUUGAGACCUGGAGGUGUAUUUGUUGCCAGUACUUUCAUAAUGGAUGGACCGUAUUCUUUUGUGCCAUUUUUGAGGAUUCAAAUAGAGGGUAUUCAGCAGAUAUCAGGGAGCCGCAUCUUCCUAUCUGAACGUGAAUUAGAAGAACUUUGCACAGCCUGUGGUCUAGUUGACUUUAAAUGUUUAAGAAAUAGGCAAUUUGUAAUGUUGUCCGCUACAAAAUGCAGCUAAACAUUUGGGUUUUCUCUAAUGGUUUCCAAUCCUUACCCUUCAUUAUUAUACCUUUAUAACAACAUUUCAAAUGUUAGGUGUUUUAUAUGUUUGUUGGUGUUGGUUGUCUACACAUCUGUUUGCAAUGUAAUUCAAUAAAAUUCGAGGCAAAUUAUUCGAUAAUAGAAUUCUUUUUUUUUUU
Cucumis sativus (cucumber) is the source of this 1323-nucleotide messenger RNA. RefSeq lists its product as uncharacterized. Gene Ontology annotation, molecular function: S-adenosylmethionine-dependent methyltransferase activity. Bases 81 to 1142 code for a protein of 353 amino acids. Lineage: Eukaryota; Viridiplantae; Streptophyta; Magnoliopsida; Cucurbitales; Cucurbitaceae. The transcript has 8 exons. The record is from RefSeq and is a predicted model, not a curated record.